UGGCCGGAUCCCCCCGCGCAUGCGCCUUCGGGUCGGGGGCGCGUGCCGUGGGCUGGGCUCCGUGCCCCUCGCGGGCCGUGCCACUGUCAGUCGUCGCCUGCCCGCAGGUGAGGUUCACGUCAGGGGCCCGCGGAGCCUGCACCCUCCUCCCCCUCCCCACAGCACCUAUAUAUUGAAAAUGUGGUCAUUAGGCAUAGCGGUGUGCUGGAUCCUUGCAGUUGGCCUUUCCGAGUGUCAUCUAAGAAAGCAGAAAAAUGUGGAUCCUGAAACGUCCAUGAAUGUCAGCGAGAUCAUCUCUCACUGGGGAUACCCCAGCGAAGAGUACAAAGUAAUGACGGAAGAUGGAUAUAUUCUAAAUGUUAACAGAAUUCCUCGUGGGAGGCUGAACUACUGGAGAAAAGGUCCAAAGCCAGUCGUGUUUCUGCAGCACGGUUUGCUGGCGGACGCCAGUAACUGGGUGACAAACACAGCCAACAACAGCCUCGGUUUCAUCCUGGCAGACGCUGGCUAUGACGUGUGGAUGGGGAACAGCCGAGGGAACACCUGGUCUAGGGAGCACAGGACCCUUUCAGUUUUCCAGAGCGAAUUCUGGGCAUUCAGUUAUGAUGAGAUGGCGCGAUAUGAUCUUCCAGCUGUGAUCAAUUUCAUCUUAAAUAAAACGGGUCAAGAACAAGUGUAUUACGUUGGACAUUCCCAAGGCACCACCAUAGCUUUCAUAGCGUUUUCAACCUUACCUCAACUAGCCAAAAAGAUCAAAAUGUUUUUUGCCCUGGCUCCUGUUGCCACAGUGAAGUUUGCCACUAGCCCUUUGGCAAAACUGGGAAUAUUUCCAGAGCUGCUGUUUAAGGAAGUAUUUGGAACAAGGGAAUUUUUGCCGCAGUCUUCAAUUUUGAAAUGGCUUGCUACCCAUGUGUGUACUCACAUUAUAUUGAAGGAACUCUGUGGAAACCUCUUCUUUGUUCUUUGUGGAUUUAACGAGAGAAACCUGAAUAUGUCCCGGGUUGACGUUUACAGCACACACUGCCCGGCUGGAACCUCCGUGCAGAACAUGCUUCACUGGAGUCAGGCGGUCAAAUCUGGGGAACUCAAAGCCUAUGACUGGGGGAGCAAGGCCAAGAAUUAUUUUCAUUAUAACCAGACAAGCCCUCCCAUGUACAACGUGAAAGACAUGCUAGUGCCUACUGCAGUGUGGACCGGUGGUCAGGACUGGCUGGCAGACCCCAAAGAUAGUCAGUUGUUAUUGACUCAAAUUACCCAGCUGGUGUACCACAAGAAUAUUCCCAAGUGGGAACAUCUGGAUUUCAUCUGGGGCUUGGAUGCCCCUCAGCGCCUGUAUGCUGAAAUCCUCAAUCUGAUGAAGAAGUACCAGUGACGGCUCAGGGCGGGAGAAAAGUUGGAAUUAAGGGUUCGAUCAGAUGUUCUGAAAAUGUAUUGUUUUUACUUGCAGUAGCCUUGAACUUUACUCUCAUUUCAAAAAACACCCUGGUGAAUAUGAAGAUGGUCCAUAACCCCGCUUCUUUCUGUCAGAAAACAGGAACAUUUCACUGUCCCAGAAUGGGCUGACACCAUCUAACUUGCUGAAUUUUUUUGGCGGGGGGGUGCGGAGCAGGGAGGGGAGAGGAUGGAAAGUGGAAAGAUUGGUCCAACAACUAUACUUAUCAUAAUAUGCCAUGGAGGGCACACCCAUCCAUUGAACCCACAUCAGAGUGCAUGAAGUGUACAGAAAGUGCAAAGAGGAGGCGACAGGGGAUGGGGAGAAAUGAAAGAAUAAGAUGGCAAAUUCCUUGAGCCGUUUUCUGAUGAAGUGGUGUGCCACUAAAUGCGGAAUUUUGCUGUCAUCCCUGUUCAGAUUCUGCUCACGAAUCACAGGAUAAUUCUUGAGGGAACUAGCCUUUUGACAGUCUGUGAAAUAUUUUCAAACCACAUAGACUUAAUCUCGUGUUUAUUGUGUUGAGCACAGAAACUGGACAGCUGAAAACAUUACUGCUUUCCCUGCAUAAGAGCUCAAAUAGUAAGUGGAAUGUAUAAACUUGUUCAAGUGAGAAUAAUCACAUUUAUAAUAUUGCCACUGGAGACAGUUAAGUUAAAAGAAUGAGCUUUUCAACUCCUUUGAUGAUGGUUUACUCCAAACCUCUCACAAAAUGUUCAUUCUUUCUGAAUUUUAACCUAUUCUUGUGAGAGCAAAUGAGGUUCAUUCCCAGCAGUUUCCACUAUCAUUGUCUACCAAAUCUGUACUUUCCCAGGUGUUUUAGUACAAUGCUUGAUACACAUUAAGCACUUGAUAAAUGCCAUUGAUUGACCAUUUUAAAAAGUGUAUAUUGGAAAUUACUGUUGACUCGUGAUGGUCCCAAAUGUCGUUCUAAGAAAAACAGCGGGGGAGAGGCAGAGCAGCUUUCGUGUUGAACUUUGUAAAGCUCACAGCCACUGGAUGGUUCUUCCUGUAAAUUCCAAAAUCUGAAGCAAGAUUGGAAUCCAUGUCAAGGGGGCAAAAAAAAAGAAUCAUCUACCUUACACCAAAAAAUCUCCUUAAUGAUUUGCUGUAACUCACUGAAAAUCCCAGCCUGAAACAGAAAAGAGAUAGUAACUUUUCUGUAAUGAAGAGCAAAAUAUAUUGCUUUCCUGCCUACAUCAGGGGAUCCUUCCCUUCUGUUCUUUUAGCUUGCCAUUUGUGUUUGUGAUCAUAUGUGUGUGUGCAAUAUCCGAGGUAUUUGUCAGUUCUGUACAAAGCCAUGGGUUUGUGUUCAUAGCAAAGCUUUCACUCAACUGCCAUUUGAUGAACAGGAAAACUAUGUGAAAGACUAUGAUCUGAUUUUCUAGGUUUAGAUGAGGGCACUUGGAUCGACCAAAAAAUGUUCAGGAAUAAUGUUUGCGCUGUAUGGAAUGUUUUAAGAAUUUUAAAUCUUUUUCAAUAAAGUGUAGUGAAUGUA
This is a messenger RNA of Tachyglossus aculeatus (Australian echidna), 2927 nucleotides long. It is a transcript of the gene LIPA, whose product is annotated as lipase A, lysosomal acid type. The transcript is spliced from 10 exons. The record is from RefSeq and is a predicted model, not a curated record. Bases 20 to 1372 code for a protein of 450 amino acids. Gene Ontology annotation, molecular function: hydrolase activity, acting on ester bonds. Gene Ontology annotation, cellular component: intracellular membrane-bounded organelle. Lineage: Eukaryota; Metazoa; Chordata; Mammalia; Monotremata; Tachyglossidae.